UCUAUGCCGGCGCCUCGGCUAGCGUGAGCGGCGGCGGUAACGCCUCUCUCCCCCCCCCCACCCCCCACCCACCCCGCGCUUGCCCUGCGGCUUGGGUGUCGGAGCGGGCGGCGCGGCCGGCAUGGAGGACGUUAACUCCAAUGUGAACGCGGACCAGGAGGUGCGGAAGCUGCAGGAGCUGGUGAAGAAGCUGGAGAAGCAGAACGAGCAGCUGAGGAGCCGCUCGGGAGCCGUGCAGGGCGCAGGCCUCCUCGGGCCCGGCAGCCCGGCUCGGGCCGGCGUGUCCACCCCUUGCUCGGGCGCGGCGUCCCCUCGGGGCUUCCCGCUGGGCCUGGGAGCCAAGGUGGGCGGCGCGGCGGGCUCAGGCCUGCGGAGGACCAGCAGCGAGGACCUGCGGGACGCCACCUCCUUGCUGGCGGCGGGAGAGGGCAGCUUGCUGGACGAGGUAGAGCCGCUGCGGCCCGACGAGCUGGAGCGACUGUCAGGCUGGGAGGAGGAGGAGGAGAGCUGGCUGUACUCAUCACCAAAGAAAAAACUCACACCAAUGCAGAAAUCUGUUAGUCCAUUAGUUUGGUGCAGGCAAGUUUUGGAUUACCCAAGUCCUGAUGUGGAAUGUGCUAAAAAGUCUCUUAUCCACAAACUUGAUCAAACUAUGUCAGCUCUCAAGAGGCAAAAUUUAUACAAUAACCCUUUCAACUCUAUGAGUUACACAAGUCCUUAUAGCCCAAAUGCCAGUAGCCCUUACAGCAGCGGCUUCAACUCUCCAUCCUCAACACCAGUGCGACCUCCUAUAGUCAAGCAGCUUAUACUCCCUGGAAAUUCAGGUAACUUCAAAAGUUCAUCAGAUAGAAAUCCUCCACUCAGCCCUCAGUCCUCUAUAGAUAGUGAGUUAAGUGCUUCAGAAUUAGAUGAAGAUUCAAUUGGAUCCAACUAUAAGCUAAAUGAUGUAACUGAUGUGCAGAUUCUAGCCCGGAUGCAGGAAGAAAGUCUCCGGCAAGAAUAUGCAGCCACCACCUCUCGGCGCAGCUCUGGUUCAUCUUGCAAUUCUACGAGGCGGGGCACUUUUAGUGAUCAAGAGCUGGAUGCACAGAGCUUGGACGAUGAAGAUGAUAGUAUGCACCAUGCCGUAUACCCUGCUGUGAGCAGGUUUUCUCCAUCGCCACGCAAUUCACCCCGACCGUCUCCUAAGCAGUCGCCUCGCAAUUCACCUCGCUCACGCUCUCCUGCCCGGGGAAUAGAGUACAGUAGAGUAUCCCCACAGCCUAUGAUUAGCCGUUUGCAGCAACCUCGCCUUUCCCUCCAAGGCCAUCCCACAGAUUUACAGACAAGCAAUGUUAAAAAUGAAGAAAAACUCCGACGCAGUCUUCCAAACCUGUCCCGGACAUCAAGCUCACAAGCUGACUCGGUGAGAAGCAGCAGAAGUGAUUCCAGUUUCCAAGUGCCAAACGGAGGAGUGCCUCGGAUGCAGCCUCAGGCCUCAGCCACUUCUCAAAGGCUGAAAAAUUUGCCUCGUACCUCCCUCAAAGCCAAACAGUUGCUUCCAACUUCAUCUACAAAAAGAGUACCUUCUCCAGGCAAGUUCCGCUCCCCUGCAGCACCAUCUCCGUUGGCUCUUCGGCAGCCAGUGAAAGCGUUUAGUAACCAUGGUUCUGGUUCUGGUGGCCAAGAAACUACACAGUUCACACAAACCACCUCCUCACCUGGACCUCCCGUGGUGCAGAACCCAGUCCCAGCAAACCCUUCCAGCAAUAUCAACAGCACCACUCUAACCAGACCUGCAGGGACAACUGCCAUGAGGAGUGGCCUGCCCCGGCCGAGCGCCCCUUCUGCGGGGGGCAUCCCAGUGCCUCGCAGCAAGCUUGCACAGCCUGUUCGCAGAUCCUUGCCAGCUCCUAAGACCUAUGGUAGCAUGAAAGACGACAGUUGGAAAGAUGGCUGUUACUGACCAGCAGAGACAAGAGCGCAGAGGUCCACAGCUUCACGGACACCCCUUCACCAGGCUGAAACCAACUUUUAUAUGCAGACUCUGCAGCUAAGACUCGGGGUCGUAGAGCCCCAGCCCUCUCUGUCUACAAUAGCACAAACCGGCAGAGAAGACGAAGCAGCACUUUAUCCCACGGAACAUCCGAUACGUUUGGUAAUCAUGCAAUCACUCUCCAUGGAGUCACUCUUAGCUUUGUUCACUAGAAACACGGUUCUUUUUUAUCGUUUGACAGAGGCCACUAUCUGGGCAAAUACCUAAUGGAUGCCAAAGAGAAAUGCCCAUUUGUAAAGAGAGUACUUUUGUACACGGGAAGGUGGUGAAUUCAGGCUGUCCAAAACCUCACGUUCAACCUACUUUACUGUACGAAUAGUAUCAAUAAAUACUGUGUUAACAAGAACUAA
Molecule: messenger RNA, 2385 nt
Organism: Peromyscus eremicus (cactus mouse)
Lineage: Eukaryota; Metazoa; Chordata; Mammalia; Rodentia; Cricetidae
Gene: Slain2
Product: SLAIN motif family member 2
Exons: 9
Coding region: 122-1945 (607 amino acids)
Biological process (GO): cytoplasmic microtubule organization; positive regulation of microtubule polymerization; microtubule nucleation
Cellular component (GO): microtubule plus-end
Source: RefSeq, a predicted model, not a curated record